Messenger RNA from Gekko japonicus, 1444 nucleotides. RefSeq names its product neuregulin 4 (gene NRG4). Lineage: Eukaryota; Metazoa; Chordata; Lepidosauria; Squamata; Gekkonidae. The transcript is spliced from 8 exons. Gene Ontology annotation, biological process: nervous system development; intracellular signal transduction; animal organ development. Bases 237 to 584 code for a protein of 115 amino acids. Gene Ontology annotation, molecular function: chemorepellent activity. The record is from RefSeq and is a predicted model, not a curated record.
CCAGUACAUAAUAUCAGAACUUUUGCUACUGAACACACAGGACUACCUUAACUGCAUGGUGUGGCUUCUUUUUUUUUAAUUUUGUGCAAGUAGUUUGGGAUUUUAGCAUUCAGGAAGAGGACACAGUAAAGGAGGAGACGCCUCCUUGCAACAAACUCAUUGACUGGUUAUAAAUAUACAGGCAAUUUCCGAAGAAUAGCCUGUGGCCAAGAAUCACAAGUUGUUGCCAGAAUAAUAUGCGAACAGAUCAUGAAGAACUCUGCGGCAGUAGUUAUGGAUCCUUCUGUAUGAAUGGCGGAAUUUGUUAUAUGAUUCCUACCGUGUCCAGUCCUUUUUGCAGGUGCAUUGAGAAUUAUACAGGAGCUCGUUGUGAAGAAAAUUUGCUCCCCAGCAUCAAGAACCAUACAAGAGGUGAACUGUUUGCCGCUUUUUUGGCGUCAGUGGUUGUUCUGAGCGUCUUGGUAGCUGGAGCGAUCUUCCUUCUGUGCAGGAAGGGCCAUAUUCCGCGGGCCAGUUCCAUAGAGCGUGGAGACAACCUGAUUGAGGCAAGCGGCAGCAAUGGUUGCAACAAGAUAAAGGAAUAAAGGAAUCAAAGCAAGAGACAAUGGGAAAGCAGCAAUCGAAGCGGGGCUAGAGAAGCUAAUACCACGUUGGAGAAUAUGGAAACCAUAACCCUGUUCCCAGAGUCUGCAAAAGAAGACCAUGUUGCUCAUUUUUUACAGGACCAAAUAUACAAGCAUAAACGUACAUUGCUUACGUUAGCACAGUUGCCACACCUAGAAUGCCAGAGGUAUGUGAAGGCACUCAGACAUCAGUUACAACCAAUUUUAGCUGCAGUUGUUAAAAUAAGAGAAAAGAGAAAAGAUCUCUGGUAAUAUUGAAAUUUCACUGUGUUUUACCUGUUUGUUUUUAUCAAGGUGCAAAUGAGAUGUAUUAUUUUCCCCAGACAGGGCAAAUAAGAAGGCCUUUGACUGUGUGGAAUUGACUGUUAUGUCGGAGGGCAGGCUUAGAAAACAAAUUAGAAUGGAUCUUAUACGAGUUUCCACAAGCUAGAAGCCGUAAAAGACUCUCAGAGCCUUCACGAUGUACAUAGACUUAUCUAUUUGUCCAGUUUUGUUUGAACUAAUCAGAUACCUGUCAGAUGGCCAGAGGACUUCAAGAAAUUCAGUGGUCAAGCCAAUGUCAAUCCAUCCAAAGUUCCAUUUUGUGAAUAAAACUUGUCCUUCUCUCGUCAAAGAUCUAUUCAGCAUCUCUCAAAAAGGUUACAAACAUUGUUUCACAUUAUAUCAGCAAAUGUCAGACUAGGAGACAAAAUAAUCAAGAGCAGGAAAAAUGUACCUAAUUUUGGGGGAUCAUUCUGUACUUCUGCACAUCUGCAAGUCCACCUGACCUGGAAAUGCCCAUGCUGCUCUUUCCUUUAAAUUAUUAAAGAAGGUAUUGUCUU